GAGUUUUUAUUAUUCAUUUAGGACUGGAGUUUAAUUCAGUGCUUUUUGUGCAUCCAUAAAAAAUCGGCCAACUAAUCGAUUAUGAAUAAAAUCGUUAGUUUUAGCCCUACUCUCUUUACUUAUUUAUUGCUCGAACCGGACUCGUUCCGUUAGCAAAUAUUUUUACCGGUAUUAUCUCUCUCUAUACAUAUACCCAUCUGAAUUUAUCUUAGUUUUGAAGCUGUGAUCUAAGAAACACCAAUCUCUCUGCCGUCGCAGAGGCGAAGUUCCUGGAACUUCUUAUAAGAAAUCGCCCCAUGUAAUACUUCUCUCAAUGUAAUACACGCAUUUCUUAUAUCAUUGAAUCCCUUCCACAGAGACAGCAAUACACUAUGACUUCAUAAAAUUCUAAUUCUAAAUCAAUGACUCCCUUCCAUACACACAGCAAUACACUAUGACUUCAUAAAAUUCUAAUUCUAAAUCAAUGACUCCCUUCCAUACACACAGCAAUACACUAUGACUUCAUAAAAUUCUAACUCUAAAUUCGUGAUGAUUCCCACCAGUCAUCGGUGAGGCUUCAUCUGUCUUUCGCUCUACACAACAAAUGGCAAACCGCCUUCGUGUCAACACGGACUUCAGGGUGAAACUUUUCCACGAGCGUCCUCCGGUUUGCUUGCUGUCUAGAAAAGCUGAAUGACUCGCGCAGCCCAGCCAGGAGACGCCAAACUGUCGUGGAAAUUAGACAACACUCGCAGACUCGUCCUCUGAAGGUAUCGCAAUGAAGUGCAUGCUGACUCACCUGACCCGCUGGGCCACGCCCACUCUGAGCCGUGCCGCACGUUCUGGGAUGCGCUCGUCCUCGACGGUGGCGUCUCGUACGAAACGCGACGAGGCUGCGCUCUCAUCCGAGGACAUUUUCUCUCGAGAGGAGCGGUUCGGAGCUCACAACUACCACCCGCUACCCGUCGCCCUGCACAGAGGAGAGGGCGUUCACGUGUGGGACGUCGAGGGGCGUCGGUAUUAUGACUUCCUCAGUGCGUACAGUGCCGUAAAUCAGGGUCACUGCCACCCAAAAAUCGUGGCUGCUCUGACCGGACAGGCGUCCAGACUCGCGCUGACCUCCAGAGCCUUCUACAACGACGUGCUGGGGGAGUACGAGGAGUACAUCACCUCUCUGUUCGGCUACAACAAAGUCCUGCCCAUGAACACAGGUGUCGAAGGCGGAGAGACGGCGUGCAAACUGGCACGCAAAUGGGCUUACUGCGUUAAAGGCGUUCCCCAGUACCAGGCCAAGAUCGUCUUCGCAGAGGGGAAUUUCUGGGGUCGUACGAUGGCGGCCAUUUCCAGCUCCAACGACCCCAGCAGCUACGAGGGGUUUGGACCGUUCAUGCCCGGGUUCGAGCUCGUGCCCUACAACGACAUCCCGGCUCUGGAGAAAGCCUUUCAGGACCCUAAUGUUGCUGCCUUCAUGGUGGAGCCCAUCCAGGGGGAAGCAGGUGUUGUGGUACCUGACGCAGGUUACCUGUGCAAAGUGCGCGAGCUGUGCACCAAAUACAACGUUCUGUUUAUCGCUGAUGAGGUACAGACGGGUUUGGCUCGGACAGGACGCAGGUUGGCUGUAGAUCACGAGGAAGUGCGGCCGGACCUGGUGGUGCUGGGAAAAGCUCUGUCUGGAGGGAUGUAUCCUGUGUCUGCGGUGCUGUGUGAUGAUGAGGUGAUGUUGACGAUUAAACCAGGUGAGCACGGCUCCACCUACGGAGGAAACCCGCUGGCCUGCAGAGUCGCCAUCUCCGCCCUACAGGUCAUGGAGGAGGAGAAGCUGGCAGAGAACGCAGCAGAAAUGGGGAAGAUUUUGAGGGCGGAGCUUAACAAGCUGCCCAAAGAGAUUGUAACAAAGGUGCGAGGGAAAGGCCUCCUCAACGCCAUCGUCAUCAAGGAGACUAAAGAUUACAACGCCUGGCGAGUGUGCCUGCGUCUCCGCGACAACGGGCUAUUAGCCAAACCCACUCACGGUCACAUCAUCAGGCUGGCCCCGCCCCUCAUCAUCAAGGAAGACGAGAUCCGGGAGUGCGCUGAAAUCAUCCAGGGAACCAUCUUGUCCUUUUAAAAGGCUCUCGAUCUUCAGUAACACUUACACUUUAAUCUAAACCUCUCGAGUCCACGCGCACGCACGGCGAGUGUUUAAACGAGUGUUUAAAAGGUUUUAUGUUUGUUAGAGAAGAGGUGAAAGCUAGGAGUGUGUAGGGAAGGCUUGUUAAUUUUAGGCUAAGCCUAGUUCUGGCCUCAGACUUUCUAAAUUACAAGUGAACGUGCUUAGUCUAGGACUAAUAUGGAGAGAGAGAGAAAAUAAUUUUGUUUGUUUUAGUGAGCUUUAAAAUGUGCAUUUUUUAUAUAUAUAUAUAUAUAUAUAUAUAUAUAUAUAUAUAUAUAUAUAUAUAUAUAUAUAUAUAAAGAUUAAUUAGGAUAGCUUGGGAUAGCAGGAGUUUGAAGGGUUACAUUUGUGUGUGUGUGUGUUUUGCUCAGUUGUGAUAAAGUAGAUCAACAGUUUCACUAAAUUACAUAUUAUGUUUCAUAUUAUAACUAAUAUAUAUAACUAACAACAAACAUGUCAUUUCCCAUUGAACUGAAUUGUACUGUAUCAAAAGACUAGGUUUAACUCAAGACAGGGUUCAGUUUAGUCUAAAACAAGCUUGUAUGGGUUUUGCACAGAACUGCGUUAGAACCGUAUCCGUUUUCUGUAUACGCUUUACAUAUACGUUUAUUUUACGUAUACGCAUACCGUAUACGCUUUACAUAUACGUUUAUUUUACGUAUACGCAUACCGUAUACGCUUUACGAACAUAAAACUGACAACACUUUCCGUUAAAACGAAAACAGUUACCUGAACACACCUGUGUAAACACACCAGGUGAAAUGACACCAUCUCACGUCAGUCAGCUGUAAAACAUUCCACACGUGGAGUACCGUUAUAUCUGUUAGGUAAGCUGGGAUCACAUCCAAACAUAGCACACUCAACCCCGAAGAGAACAUCACGUUCCCAUGUUUAAAGUCUAAUCUGAAGUUUAUUUCAUCUGUAUUCAGAAACUAAACUGCUUCGUUUUCAGUUAGCUUUGUACCUCCUUUAUGACGAGAUAAAGAAAUGGUUCAGAUCUACGCUACACUCUCUUUUACCCAAAAUGUAGUCGGUUAUCCAGCGAGGCUACCCUAGCUAGCGAUAGCUACCGUUUUAGCCACGUAGCUCCAGCACAGAGCUAAAAAACUGAACUUUGAACAGGAAACAUGUCUUUACCGGUGAAGUAUUUUUGCGUCCUGGACGAAUACUUCUCGUAGCCAAUCAUCAGUGUGUGUCUCUGGCUCCUCCCCCUCCUGAGCGAAAAGUCUCCUUAGGCAAGAAUUUCUUUGGAUCUGUAUACAAAGGGCUUCAAACAUUUCUGAGCAGACUGCAGACUGGUGGGCGUGUCUUUGAAGCCAUUAUGGACUUUAAAUGUUUUUGGAAUUCUUGAGUUCUGCCUAAAUGGUGGAGCCUUCGGAGUAUGCUCUGUAGUGGGCGGAGCCUUCAGUGCUCUCUCUGUGAAGGGCGGAGCCUUCAGAGUUCUGCAUGUAGAGGGCGUAGUCUUCAGAGUUCUCACUGUAGAGGGCGUAGUCUUCGGAGUUCUCACUGUAGAGGGCGGAGCCUUCGUAGUUCUGCAUGUAGAGGGCGUAGUCUUCGGAGUUCUCACUGUAGAGGGCGGAGCGUUCUGAGUUCUUACUGUGGAGGGUGGAGCCUUCGGAGUUCUCACUGUAGAGGGCGGAGCCUUCGGAGUUCUUACUGUGGAGGGUGGAGCCUUCAGAGUUCUAUGUCGUCGCUGGAGCCUUAGGAAAGAGUAAGGCUCAUGUGCUCAUGAUCGACUCCAAGACACACCUAUAUUCCCAUUUAUGGUCUUAAAUGCACAUUCAGUUAGAGCAUUACUCAUUUGCAUAUUAUGGCCUCGUGACACGCCCACAUUUGAAAACGUGAACUACACCAUGGUCAUGUAGCUGAAGUGACGCAACGCAGUAGCUUUUCCGUGUCUAAAAUCAGCUCUGAUGAAUUUGCAGGGAAUUUUUGAAAUGACUCUGGAGUGGGCGGAGUCAGUCGCAGGCGCACACUGAUGACACAAUGACAUAAACGUCACCUGUUCAACCCAAAGGUUUCAAAUCUUCUGGUUAUAUUUAUCCCUGUGAUGAUUUUGAAGGACAGUAAGCUGAAAUCUUGUUACAGAAUUAACCCACAGUGAGGAUCCACUGAGAACUGAGCGCUAAUGCACUAUAAUUUAUACCUAUGAUAAGAUGUAUGUGAUGUGGAUGAUAGUCUGGAGUGUGUGUGUGCGUGUGUGUGUGCAUUACUCGGUUAAAAGUAUCUACCAAUUGAGUGCUGUUCCAACAUGAAUCUGAAGUGUGCACAGAAUAAAUAAAAACGGUAAAAAGUU
Ictalurus furcatus (blue catfish) is the source of this 4427-nucleotide messenger RNA. RefSeq names its product ornithine aminotransferase (gene oat). The coding region runs from base 758 to 2086 and encodes 442 amino acids. Gene Ontology annotation, cellular component: cytoplasm. The record is from RefSeq and is a predicted model, not a curated record. NCBI's taxonomy places the organism in Eukaryota, Metazoa, Chordata, Actinopteri, Siluriformes, Ictaluridae. The transcript has 10 exons. Gene Ontology annotation, molecular function: identical protein binding; L-ornithine transaminase activity; pyridoxal phosphate binding.